Messenger RNA from Drosophila persimilis, 1407 nucleotides. RefSeq lists its product as uncharacterized. NCBI's taxonomy places the organism in Eukaryota, Metazoa, Arthropoda, Insecta, Diptera, Drosophilidae. The transcript has a single exon. The coding region runs from base 23 to 1270 and encodes 415 amino acids. The record is from RefSeq and is a predicted model, not a curated record.
AAAGCUUAUUCCCUGCUAAAUUAUGAAGACCUCAGCAAACAAAAACACCAUGUUGAAGAACCCAAAAAUUGUCAAGACAUCUCCCUCAACAGUGAAGACCGCGCCGCCUGGCAAAGCAGCUGCCAAGAGCUUUGAUGUGGCCCAAGUGUGCAGUGUGGACCUGGGGAGCGAUGGCGGAGUCCGGCUUCCGCCUCUAACGCUCCAGAGUCGGGUGGAGCCAGAGGACGUGGUGGAUGCCCGUUUUCGGCUGGUGGAGGCGAGGUCCCAGACAGUGGUGCUCACCGAUCGGCAGUUCGAUGUUCACUUGAAGCGGCUGGUGAAGGUCUUCAUGUCCGAGGUAUCCAUUACCAGGGACAUGCGCGCACUUAACUCGAAGAGGUCGCUUCAGCCAGCCGACCGGCUGCUGUUGCAGGAUCUGGAGAUACUCAAGGGCAAAUUCAAGGAGGAGCGAUCCAAUCUGGUGGUGACACUCAGCAUGGAUAGCAGAAACAGAUCCAAGCUAAACUCUACCAAAGAAGCCAACACCCAGAGCCAAGAUAAGCAUGAAAGACCCUCUGAUUCCGCUGAUGAUGUGAUACCAUCUACUAGUAAGACGUCCAAGCUUCGCAAGUGUUCAGUUCCAUCAAGGAAACAAGGAGGAGCCCAACCAAAAGUACCAUCCAAUCCUCCAUCCAAUCCGGUGAAGACACUUAGCAUGGGAAGCAGACACAGAUCCCAAAAAAGUUCUACCACAGAAAUCCAGCCUGAAGCCAACAACCAGGACCAAAAAGAAGAAGAACCUUCUGAUUACUUUGAUGUUGUGACACCAUCUACUAGUAUGACGUCAAGAAAACAAGGAGGCGCUCAAGCAAAAAUCACUUCCAAUCCUCCAAUCAUUUGCAAAAAUAUCGUAGCACCCGAAGAGCUGUCGAUUAAGUUAAUGGAAAAACUCAAGCAGAGGUUUGCCAAAACAACUGAAAGUCCUAAAAUUAAAGUACCGCUAUCCGCUCAAGAAAAAGAACCAGUAAAUGAAUCAAAAAUGUAUCUACCUAACGCUCCUGUAGCCGCUCCUGUAACUGCUCCUGUAGCCGCUCCUGUAACUGCUCCUGUAGCCGCUCCUGUAGCCGCUCCUGCAGCCGCUCCUGUAGCUGCUUCUGUAGCCGCUCCUGUAGCCGCCCGAGUAACCUCUUCAGUAUCCUCUACGGCCAAGAUCAAGGCUAAGGCCAAACCUAAAGAACUCUCAGAAAGUUUAUCUGAUAUAUUCUAUGACUUUCCCAUAGCAAUCUAUUAAGUGUACACUCCCCGUCAUCUUCUUUAAAUAUUGGUUACAAAGAAAGUCUUACGUUCCAGUCUAAGUAAUGAAUGUUUUCCCUCUUUGUAAUCAAUCUUUGAUUGAGGAAAAUAAAUGGUUAAAGUGUAUGAUCUGAA